UGUGUCAGUAGGUAAACAACCGUCGAGCCAAAACAUGGAUCAAAAAGUUUUAUUCAUUCUGUCAAUGUUUAUAAUUUCUGCAUUUGCUGAGUCUGAACGAAUUGCUGGUGGAGGAAAUGCAACCCUAGGACAAUUUCCACAUCAUGCAAAAGUAGAACCAUCAAUUGGAAGCUUUAGACGUUUGUGUGGUGGUGCAUUAAUUAAAUACAAUUGGGUAAUAACAGUUGCACAGUGCAUUCAGAAUGCAAGAGAUGUUAUUGUACGACUUGGUGUAGUUGAUCGAUUAAUAGGACCAGAAAUGGCUAUUUUUUGGGUCCGUGAUCGAAGCCAUAUUAUCAUUCAUGAUAAUUUUAAUGAUGAUUCUGUUAAUGGAGGUGGUAUUCAUAACGACAUUGGAUUAAUUUUUCUAGCGGAAGCAACUGAGGGUUUAUUAGAUAUCAAAAAUGUAAGCGUUAUUGCACUUCCACCAAGCAGUAACUUCGAUUUUAGUAACACAUUCGGAGUUGUUACAGGAUUUGGAUUUUAUGAGGAUGGCGACGACUCUUUGAAGUCAAUGAAUCUUCGCUAUGCUGUAAUGAUGGUUAAUCCUAUUCAAUCUUGUAGAGAUCAUCACGGACCUAAAUUCACAGACGGUAACUUUUGCACAAACACAACUAAUGGUCAAUCAACGUGUAUUGGAGAUGAAGGUGGUCCAUUUUUUGUUUUCGAUAAUAAUAAUGAUCGAACUCUUGUUGGUCUUGCCAGUACAAUGUUACCACAAUGCACUGUUGGACAUCCAGCAAUUUUUACAAAUUUGGUGUUCUUCUUUGAUUGGAUUAUGGAAAAUAUUAGCAAUACUCCUACUCCUCCUACUGUUGAGCCGCCAAUAACAACAACAGCUGCCCCUCCUGACGAUGACAAAAGGUGUAAUUGUGUUUGUAACUGUUUUACUUGUCCGAAAAAUUCAACUGAAGACUCACAACCACCUAAAACUAAUUCUUUCUGGGAUGAGUGAAUUUUUUAACAAUUUUAUUUGUCUGAUUUUUAAAUUCAGUGGAAGCUAUUAUUCUAUGAUAUUUGGCAAUAAAACUAAAACAAAUAAAUUC
Messenger RNA from Chironomus riparius, 1085 nucleotides. NCBI's taxonomy places the organism in Eukaryota, Metazoa, Arthropoda, Insecta, Diptera, Chironomidae. The record is from the annotation of a GenBank genome assembly.